This is a messenger RNA of Tupaia belangeri chinensis (Chinese tree shrew), 1353 nucleotides long. RefSeq names its product putative olfactory receptor 52P1. Gene Ontology annotation, biological process: G protein-coupled receptor signaling pathway. Gene Ontology annotation, molecular function: olfactory receptor activity; G protein-coupled receptor activity. Gene Ontology annotation, cellular component: plasma membrane. The transcript has 2 exons. The coding region runs from base 1 to 1020 and encodes 339 amino acids. The record is from RefSeq and is a predicted model, not a curated record. NCBI's taxonomy places the organism in Eukaryota, Metazoa, Chordata, Mammalia, Scandentia, Tupaiidae.
AUGUGCAUUCAGCACAACUAUUUAUUUCCAAAACUUUUUAUCAACUCAAACAGAGAUUCUGUACUUCACCAGGGUGCCACCAUGACUGUUUGCAAUGCCACACAGGGCCACCCUUCUUUCUUCAUUCUCCAAGGCAUUGCUGGAAUGGAGUACAAGCACAGAUGGAUAUCUAUUCCCUUCUCCUCCAUGUAUUUUGUCACUGUGCUCGGGAACUGCACCAUCCUCUUCACUAUCUCCACAGAGCGCUCCCUGCACAAGCCCAUGUUCUUGCUCCUAUGCCUAUUGGCCCUCACAGACCUGGGCAUGUCCACAACCACCAUUCCCAAGGUACUGUGCAUCUUCUGGUUUGGCCAGAGUGAGAUCAGCUAUGAAGGCUGCCUGGUCCAGUUGUUCUUCAUCCACUCCAUCUCUGCCAUGCAGUCGGCAGUCCUGAUGACUAUGGCUUUGGACCGCUAUGUGGCCAUCUGUGAGCCUCUACGCUAUGCCACCAUCCUUUCCAAUAGCCGUAUUGGGCUAAUUGGCCUAGUGAGUUUGCUGAGAGCCAUCCUCUUCAUUCUCCCCAUGCCCAUCCUCCUGCAGAAGAAGCCCUAUCAUGCUAUCCAUGUUAUCCCUACCACCUACUGUGAGCACAUGGCUGUGGUAAAGUUGGUGUGUGUGGACACCACCAUCAACAGGAUAUAUGGUCUGGUGGUGGCCUUGUUGGUUGUUGGGACAGACAUCUCAGCUAUUGCCUCAUCUUAUGUGCUAAUCAUCCGGGCUAUAAUGCGUCUCUCUUCUAAGGAAGCUCACCACAAAGCUGUCAAUACCUGCACCACACAUAUCUGUGUUAUGCUUAUCUCUUACACUCCCUCACUUUUUUCUUUUCUCACCCAUCGCUUUGGCCGAGGGAUCCCACCCCAUGUCCACACCAUUCUUGGCAACCUCUACUUCCUUGUGCCUCCAAUGCUCAAUCCUAUUAUUUAUGGAGUGAAAACCAAAGAGUUUCGGGAAAAGGUAACUAAAUACAGGUGCUGGAGGUAAAAGACUGUAACUCUUGCCCAUGGUCAGAAACUUGUCUGAUACAGCAAUUGUGAGGUUGAGAAAGAAAUGUUAAGUGGAUGCAGGACCUGAGGGAAUUGUCUAUUGAAGGAAGUUUAUCAGAUUGUCAAAUUUGCUGCUGAGAUAUUUAUCCUUGGACAGAGAGGCUAAGACACAGACAACCUUGUUGGUCUCACUAACUCUAAAGCAAGGCAAUUAUUCUCUAUGAAAUGAAAGUAAUGACCCCUGUUCUUCAUACGUGGCAGAGUGGUUGGGUAAAUCAGAUGUGAUAAUGUUUGUCAAAGUAUUUCAAACAAUACACACUGAGUGCAUGUA